Molecule: messenger RNA, 903 nt
Organism: Lolium rigidum
Lineage: Eukaryota; Viridiplantae; Streptophyta; Magnoliopsida; Poales; Poaceae
Exons: 4
Coding region: 1-903 (300 amino acids)
Source: RefSeq, a predicted model, not a curated record
AUGCCGACAUCUUCUGCGUCGAUGGAAUCCCCGACCAUUGCUGCUAGUGUCCCAGGAGGGUCCUCGGACGACGGCGGCGGCUCCAGUGGGCCGGCGCCGGUGAGGAAGAGGACGCCGGGUAGAUGGAAGAGGAUCCCGCGCGUCCUGACACCGGACAUGCAGGCCAGACUUCUGCUGGGGGGCAUGGAUUUCGAGAAGAGGAGCCGGUGGUUCCUGCAGAAGGCCGACGAGCUUGAGGCGAUGGACCCCAAAGGGUGCGACUCGGAGGAAGCCAAGAUCGGCUUCUUGGCCUUCCAAGUAGAGGUAGCAGCCUCCUACCGCAAAAUCGCCAGAACCAGGCCGCAAGAUAUCGUCCUCCGCCCCAUCCAGCUCAGCGACACCAAGGAAGAGAUGCUGACUGCUGAGGAGAUGGAAGCACGCUUCGCUGAGUGCAAGGGCUCUCAUGUAGCACAACUACAUCACUUUGCUGAACUUGCUUUGAAGCAUUACAAUGCCAAAAAGGCAGAGCACAACAAGUUUGAUCUUGCUCAAGCCUUGACAUCCAACUACUUCUCCGAGGCCUGUGGAACGACAUAUGCUCAUGUCAACUUCACAGCCAUUCCCCAGAACAAUCAGAGCGAUCACCUGAUGAAGAGACUCUUCUUCGCCGAGCUUAUGCUAAUACCAGAACUCCAGUUAUGUGAGGAUGCCGAGCCUAUGCGUGUGCUGCAAGUCUCCACUAUUGACGAUGCUCCUUGUUUUGGUGGAUGCCACGAGAUACGUCGGAGGAUCGAUCACAAGAUGAGGGAGGCUAUGGAUUAUGAGCGCUGCCAUGCAUGCUGCGCCAUUCUCAAGCAUCCAAAAGGAGAGAGUUUUGAAGGAGGGCAUAAUAGCACCAGGACGCCUUACUACUCUGCAACUUAA